Mercenaria mercenaria is the source of this 2877-nucleotide messenger RNA. RefSeq names its product solute carrier family 28 member 3-like. Gene Ontology annotation, cellular component: membrane. Gene Ontology annotation, molecular function: nucleoside:sodium symporter activity. Lineage: Eukaryota; Metazoa; Mollusca; Bivalvia; Venerida; Veneridae. Gene Ontology annotation, biological process: nucleoside transmembrane transport. The transcript is spliced from 14 exons. Bases 190 to 2241 code for a protein of 683 amino acids. The record is from RefSeq and is a predicted model, not a curated record.
UUAGGCCUAGUGAAGCAUUGCAUUUGUCGCUCGUGUGUAAAUAUGCAAACGUUAGUUAGUACGUUAGUUUGAUUCAUGUAUAAAAUAUAUGUGGGCGGCUCUAAUGUUAUUUUAAAAAGUUUAUUUUAAUCUGCAAAGGUGUAUCAAAAAGGAUAUUCUACCCUUAACAAGGCCUUAUGAACAGGGAAAAUGUCUGGCAACGACAUACAGUUAAAAUCUUUGAAACACUUUGAUAACACAAACGAUACAGACGAACCGCCGGCGUAUAACCAAAUCGAGAAGACAGAAAAAGACGGGAGACAGAAUCCGGCGUAUGUUUCCGACAACAGUAGCCAGGAGAGCCUAGAUGCUACACCUUACAAUACUAACCCAGACGGUGGGUACCCUGUCGGCCAUAACGAGAUUCAAAUAACUGAAACAAUACCAAACGGAUUACGUCAUAGACAUACAAACGGUGAGGCUUUGGCUCUAGAUGACGAAGUGGAACAAUACGAAGAGUCUAGUGACGAUGAUGAUGACUACGAUACUAAAAUAGCUCGUGGUAUAGGCGUAACCAGAAAAACAAUAUGGACGGCUUACGAAGAUCAUAAAAAAGAGUUUUGGACCUGUUUCUGGAUUGUCCUGGCUUGCCUAUACUUCGCUUAUUUCAUCUAUGCCAUGGUGAAGACUUUCGACGUCGACGACGAAGGGGCUAUGCGUCUUCUCAUUGUUACUAUUCUUGGAACUUUGUUUGUCGUCGGCAGAUUGCUGUGGGGCCGUUUUAUGAAAGACAAAGAAAUCCGUGUGUUUGAUUCAGAAAACCCUACGGCACAAAAAGUUAGAUUGGUUCUUUACUGGUGUCUGGUCAUAGGAACUAUACUAUUCUUCAUUGCAUUUAUCGUUGUUGAUGUGGCAGUAGACAGACCGCAAAAUCUCAUAUCCGCCCUUGGAAUGUUUGUCUUCGUUUUGCUGUUCUUUGUUGCAUCCAAAAAUCCAGCAAAGGUACAAUUUCGGCCAGUGUUCUGGGGCCUGGCGUUGCAGUUCUACUUUGCCUUGCUAAUCUUACGGACCGAGUUCGGAUACCGUGCAUUUGAAUGGCUAGGGGAACGGGUCAGAGAGUUUCUUGCACAUACGGACGCUGGUUCGAGAUUUGUGUUCGGAAAUGAUUAUGAACAUCAUUUCUUCGCCUUCAAGGUUCUGACAGUGAUCGUGUUUUUCAGUGCCAUUAUUUCUGUGCUGUAUUACCUAGGCGUCAUGCAAUUCAUUAUCAGAUACUUGGCAAGGUUUUUGGCUUUUUGCUUAGGUACCUCACCGACGGAGUCCCUUAAUGCGGCCGGAAAUAUCUUUAUUGGACAGAGCGAGUCACCGCUGAUGAUCCGACCAUUUAUCAAGGAAAUGACGAAGUCUGAGCUACACGCUGUCUGCACCGGAGGGUUCGCCACGAUUGCUGGAUCUGUUAUGGCCGCAUAUAUUCUCAUGGACGUUCCGCCGAAUCAUCUUCUGUCGGCGUCAGUCAUGAGUGCUCCAGCAGCCUUAGCUAUGGCCAAACUGUUCUAUCCAGAAACGAAAAAGACAAAACAUCGAGCUGAAGACGUGUAUAAGAUGCCAAAAGGAACAGAGACAAAUAUCAUCGAGGCGGCCAGUAACGGUGCUUCGGUUUCCAUCAAACUUAUCGCUAACAUCGCUGUCAAUCUCAUUGCUUUCCUUGCGAUCCUCCAGUUCCUCGACCAGACCCUCAUCUGGAUCGGUCACCGAGUGGACAUGUAUAAUCCUGAACUCACAUUUACUCUUAUCUGCUCCUAUGUGUUUUAUCCGAUUUCCUGGCUACUUGGUACCUCUUUAUCGGAUGUAAGGAAGGUUGCUGGGAUGAUUGGAUCUAAAACAUUUUUGAACGAGUUCGUAGCCUAUGGAGAACUGAGUGUUUUCAUAAAUAAUACGGCGAAGUACAAUGCUUACAUGAGCAAUGAGACAGGUACCCACAACGGAACAACCUUCAUAAAUGAUGACAUCAUUAUCAACUAUACUGGAGAGAUCCUUGUUGGGGGCAUAUUAACGGAUAGGUCAAUAGUCAUUGCAACGUACGCCCUAUGUGGGUUUUCCAAUCUUGCAUCCAUAGGGGUCAUGAUUGGUGCUCUUGGGGCAAUGGCGCCCUCGAGGAGAAGGGACAUAACUAAAAUUGUCAUAAGGGCAAUGAUAUCUGGAAAUGUGGCAUGUUUUAUGACAGCGUGUAUAGCAGGUCUUUUGUAUAAAGGACCCAUCUAAAGACAGUACUCAUAAACUAUGUAAAUUCGCCGUGUUCAAGACAGAUCCAUAGUUUUAACACAACGAUACAAAUAUGCCUAGGAUAUUGUUCAAGACAGAUCCAUAGUUUUAACACAACGAUACUAUUAUGCUUAGGAUAUUGGCCGGUUUUUAUUUCAAUAUUCAAGACAGAUCCAUAGUUUUAACACAACGAUACUAUUAUGCUUAGGAUAUUGGCCGGUUUUUAUUUCAAUGUUCAAGACAGAUCCAUAGUUUUAACACAACCAUACAAAUAUGCUUAGGAUAUUGGUCGGUUUUUAUUUCAGUGUUCAAGACAGAUCCAUAGUUUUAACACAACAAUGCAAGUAGGCCUUGGAUAUUGGCCGGUUUUUUAUUUCAAUGUUUUAUAUGUUUGUAUAUUUUACGAUUAACCAUUUGUAUUCAAGAGUUUAUUUUAUACAAAGAUUUUACUGAGCUCAAAAGUUUGCUUUCGUUUUGUGUUCGUAGAUUUUAUAUAGAUAUGUUUAUCCACUUUUACUCUAAACAAUUCAUGUGUUCAUAAUGCCUUACAUAUGUACUAUAUUUUAACGUAUCAUAAUCAUAUAGAUGUUUAAAUAACCUCAUCUUAUAAAAUAAAAUAUGUGUUCAAUAAAGUUA